Messenger RNA from Zingiber officinale, 595 nucleotides. Its product is annotated as putative glutaredoxin-C14. The record is from RefSeq and is a predicted model, not a curated record. Bases 57 to 371 code for a protein of 104 amino acids. The transcript has a single exon. Lineage: Eukaryota; Viridiplantae; Streptophyta; Magnoliopsida; Zingiberales; Zingiberaceae.
AGCUUCCCAUGCACUAAGUAGUGCUGUGUGCCUGGUGAUAUUACUACAAGACGGUGAUGGAUAAGGUGAUGAAAUUGGCUUCGCAGCGAGCGGUGGUGAUCUUUAGCUGCAGCUCCUGCUGCAUGUGCUACACCGUGAAGAGCCUCUUCCACGACCUUGGCGUCCACACUUCUGUCCACGAGCUCGACGAGGACGCAGUGAGCGGGAAGGAGAUGGAGAAGGCACUCAUGAAGCUGCUAGGCCGGAAGCCACCGGUGCCAGCCGUGUUCAUCGGCGGCAAUCUCGUUGGCUCCACGGACAAGAUAAUGUCGCUGCACCUUGGCGGUGGACUUGUCCCGCUGCUGAAGGAUGCUGGCGCACUGUGGCUGUAGUAAAUCAUUAAUUAUAUGGCUCUGACUAUUAACUAUGCCUAAAUAUAAACAUUAAGGGGCAUUGAUGGUUAUUGAAUAAGAUUAAAUAAGUGAGAGUGGUGCGCACGAGUUUGACAUGGUCUUGUUUCCUUUUCCAUUUUUAUUUUAUUUUUUCUCUCUUUUCUUUGUCUAUUGUAUGUCUUUUUGCAAUGCCUACGGAUAUGAAAAAAAAUAUGAACUUAACG